CAUUCUGUCCAGGGGCGGACUGACCAUUUGGAAACUUGGGCACUGCUUGAGGGCCCGGGGUCAGUAGGGGGCACCAUGAGAUGCCCCUGGUACCUUUUUCAUAGGCUUUUUUGAGUUUGGGCAAGGACACAGGGGCCCCAUGAUCCCCUAUUGCCCGGGGGCCCCAUGAGUUGUCAGUCCGCCCCUGAUUCUAAAUCGAUCUAUUGAUUGACUUCUCAUGAACCAGCUUAUUGGUAAGUUUUCACUCAAU
This is a messenger RNA of Staurois parvus, 250 nucleotides long. The record is from the annotation of a GenBank genome assembly. NCBI's taxonomy places the organism in Eukaryota, Metazoa, Chordata, Amphibia, Anura, Ranidae.